UCAACAUCUAUCCCUCAGCCAUCCGAGCCGGUCUCCUCUCCCCCCCUGCGUCCUCAAUCUCUUGUGUCUUUGCUCCCUCUCCUUCAGAAGCUUUCGUAUCUCAGCGCUCAGGUAGCACUCAUCCAUCUCAGUCAACAUGUUCGCCCACAAGUCUAUCCUCAUCGUCGCCGUCAUUGCUGCGGCAACUUCGGUUUUUGCUGCACCGGCUCAGUCGGACUGCGAGUACCAACCGGAUCUCGCCUCGGUCGCCUGCCUUCGUGACAACCCAAAUCACCGCCGCGAUGUUGCAGUCAUCUACGACCUCCGCGAUAUCGACGAGGCAGCCACCUUCUUGCGUCGUGCUGACGCACUCAAGGUGAUGCGCCGAGGUGUCGAGGAGAUGCAUGAGCGCACCGAAACGGUCACUCUGGCCCAGAACGACAAGGGCUCCUCCAUCGGCGAAUCAUGGCACGCUGGCAACGGAAAUGGCGGGAACUCCGUCGCCCAGGAAGCUUAUGAAGGCGACCAAGGCGGUUCCAACAUCGGCAGCUCCUGCCACUUCGGCAACGGUCGUAGAGCCAUGAAGUGUGUCUCAUCCGGCCAGAACAUCGGCGUUAAACGUGCAAUUGCCGAUGUGGAUCUGCCCAACUUGCACGCUCGUCUCGGCCGUGAAGACUUUGCCAACAAGAUCCUGAGCCGAGCUAACGGCAACCAGAUGAUCACGACCGACAGCAAUGUGGGUAAUGACUGUCACUUUGGCAACACGCGUCGUGAAGAGGCUACAGUCGUCUGCGAGCAAAAGCCAUGGGUGAAGAACAUCUACGGCCAAAACCAGCCGGACUCUAUCAACAUCGGACCCAAGGCUCGUGCUAAUAUCGACGCUGGCACCGGGCACGAUAAUACGAUGACCAACACAGAUGCCAACACCGGCAACCAGUGCCACUAUACUAAUCGACGAGAUGCCGCUGUAAAGUCAGAGGGCCCUGAUGGCACUGUCUUCACCUGCACUCAGACGACCUCGCUCAAUUACGGUGGUAUGGGAGGCGACCACACUCUUGUGCAAAGACCCGGCCCUUCCGCCAAGCGCAGCGUGCGCCGCGAUGCGCGCAUCGAGUACGACCUGCGUCGAGCGACCGACGUUGUCAAAUUCCACCUGAGGCGUGCCGAGUGGGUCGGUGCUGACCAGACCUGGAAGCGCGAGCAGAAGUGCGACGGUACCCCCAUCGGCGGCAACGGACCCACCGUGACCCAAGUCGUCCCUCGUGCUGCGCCAACCAGCAGCUUCUUCGCUCGCAGUGGCUUCAACGCGCUCCGACCUCGCUGCGACCCCAUGCCUGUUCAGGGUUCUGGAGCCAAGACCGUCGUGGUGAAGUACAACGACUGGAUCAAGCAGCACCCCGAGGCAGCCUAAACGCCCGGUCGAGCUCGAUACGACGACCACAUUCUGAAGAAUUCCCGAAGAUGCAUCCCCAAUAUUGUCACCCAAAUGCCUUGUCCCUUUCCAUUUAAUGACAAACGAUUGACGCCCCGACGCAUGGCAGAAGAGGACCAACCCCAUCAUGAUGAUGGUCACCAUCUCAAUCUAGGAAACGUACACACCUCAGAGAUCCCCACCUUGAUGAGCUAGCCUUCCAUAGUACUGCG
This is a messenger RNA of Ceraceosorus guamensis, 1623 nucleotides long. RefSeq lists its product as hypothetical. The coding region runs from base 137 to 1390 and encodes 417 amino acids. Lineage: Eukaryota; Fungi; Basidiomycota; Exobasidiomycetes; Ceraceosorales; Ceraceosoraceae. The transcript has a single exon. The record is from RefSeq and is a predicted model, not a curated record.